GGAUUCUGCCGCACCGGCUCAAGCCUGAGAUCACAGCCGGUACAACUAACAGAUCUCUCUCUCUCUCCUCUCUCUCUCUCUCUACUUUGCUUUCACUGAGCAGUCCUCCAGACCACCAAACAGAUCAUUCAUUCAUACCUUCCACUCUCUCUCUAGAAAUUUCCAGGGUUUCUCUCUCUAUAUGGAGUUGUAAAUUCCACCAAAUCCUUGGACGCUGUUACGAUUUUAGUGCAUAAUUAUUUAUUCAAAGCGGUAAUUUCACGCCAAAGUUUCCAUUCAUCGCCACUCUUCUUUGUCUCUGUUUUUGUCCGUUUCGCUCUGGAAGAGUUUCUUCUUCUGCGGAACAGAAUAAUCGUACCUAAGCUUUGGAUGCAGAGAAGUAUUACUUUUGAAUUUUGAGUAUUGUAACGAAGAGACAUGAGUACGAAACUUUUGAAUAUCCAGCCCAAGGAACUACAAUUCAUAUUUGAAUUGAAGAAGCAAAGUACGUGCACAGUUCAACUAGCCAAUAACACCCAUCAUCAUGUUGCCUUUAAAGUUAAAACCACAUCUCCUAAGAAAUACUGUGUUCGACCAAAUGUUGGGAUAAUUUUGCCAAAAUCAACAUGUGACUUUUCAGUUAUAAUGCAAGCUCAACGGGCUGCCCCACCUGAUAUGUUGUGUAAGGACAAAUUUUUAAUUCAAAGCACGAUUGUUCCUUCAGGGACAACAGAAGAGGACAUCACUGCAAGUAUGUUUUCAAAAGAUGGAGGUAAGUAUAUUGAAGAGGAUAAGCUCAAAGUGGCGCUCAUUAGUCCUCUGAAUUCCCCAAUACUCUCACCUACUGAUGGAGAAUUGGAUGAAAUCAUGGAUGGAAUUGUAAAACCGAGUGGGAAAAGUGGACCAUUAAGAGAUGGGCUGGCCACCAAUGAAAUUCCAAAGCCGAAAUAUCAAAAUGGUGCAUCAGAUGAGAUGCUUCCCUCUGGGGUUUCAACACUAAGACCCUCAAAUGAGGGGAUGACUCAUGAGGCUUCAAGACUCAAAGAUGAUUUUGUUGCAUCGAAGGGGGGGCAGCCGAUUGAAGCUUCAAAACCAAGUGAUCAAAAUGGAGAAUUGAGGGAGGAGGUUCUGCUCCAUCAGACUUCAAGAUUGAAGGAUCAAAAUGGAAUAUCAAAGGAGGAGAUACCUCGUGAAGCAUUAAAACCGAGAGAUCAAAAUGGAUCAUCAAAGGAGGAGGAGUUGACUUUAGAAGCUCCAAAAAAAAGAGUUCAAAAUGGAGCACUGGAGGGGCAAGGCUACGAAACUUCACAUCUGAAGGAUCCAUUAUCAAGCGGAAGUGUAAUUCAACCUCCAGAAUAUGUAGCAGGUGUGGAUAAAUCCCAAGAGCUAAACAAUAGCACGUCGAGAUUACAAAAGACUGCUGAGAUAAAGCAAGCAGCAGAAUCGGAGCUGAUGACAGUGAAAAAAUCAGAUCGGCUAAAGUUAGUAAAGGAUAUUGAUGAGAUGAAGUCGAAGUUAAAUGAAAUUGAAUUAAAGCUCGGUGAGGCUCAAGGUACCAUUUCAAUGCUGUCUGCGGAGAGGAGAUCAAGUGCUCAAGAAGUAAAAAUCUUGAAGGACAAAAUGAUGGAAUUGAGUAGGAGAGGUAGGGUGAGGAAUCAAGUAGGUUUUCCUCCUCUGUUUAUCUGUAUGGUGACACUUAUCUGCAUCGUGCUCGGAUAUGUUUUACACCAUUGAAGAACCGUUUGCGUCGUGCCUGAGAGAUUGAAGGCAAGGUGUGGACGGCGGAGGGGAGGAAGAAGUGAUGAGGAUUGCAGAAAACAUGUAAAGGAAUUUCUUACUUAUGUAGAUAGAGUGGUAGGUAGCGAGCUGUGUGUUGUCAAUAAGAAUAGGCCACAUUCGCAACACACCAAACAAUGCACAUUUUGACUCUGGAUAACUAGAAGUUUGCUGCUGCUUUUUUAGUAUGCAAUUCAGAUUUUGGGUAUAAAUAAAUGUAGCGUGCUCAUCUGCUUUUACUAAUGUUUGAAGAUAAAUGGUGAUGGUUGACCAAA
Messenger RNA from Momordica charantia (bitter melon), 2030 nucleotides. Its product is annotated as vesicle-associated protein 2-2. Lineage: Eukaryota; Viridiplantae; Streptophyta; Magnoliopsida; Cucurbitales; Cucurbitaceae. Gene Ontology annotation, biological process: endoplasmic reticulum membrane organization. The record is from RefSeq and is a predicted model, not a curated record. Gene Ontology annotation, cellular component: plasma membrane; endoplasmic reticulum membrane.